AUGAUUAAGGAACCAUAUUAUACCAGCAUCUCGUCAAUCAAACCAAAAAAUGCAAACAAUUAUUCUUUAAUCGCGUAUGACUUGCCUAUAAUUCAGCCAACGUUGCAAAAUGCGCCACGGCAAGAAGUAAACGAUGUUGUGCGCCAACACCGUCACCAUCUCCACCAUAGAAAGGAUUCAAUAGAACCAUAUUAUAGUAAACCCAGACGGUUAAGUGGGUUGCCUCCUGUUAUUUUAAAUCAGUUUAUGUAUAAAGAUGAAUCGGAAGAUGAUAGCUGUGCUGUUAUUUCUGAUGAUGAGGAUGAGUGUAUUGACAAUCAUGUGGUUAAUCCACCCAAAUCGUUACUUAGAACUGUUUCUGAUAAUUAUGAUAGUGAGACCGAAGAAGAGGUAAACUUUGCAAAGCUAAUGCAGCCAAUUGGUGCCCUUCCCAAGGUUGAUAAAACGUGUUCUGAUUGCGAGGACUUGUCUGAAGUCAAUGAAAUUUUGUUAGCGCAAGUAAACAAUCCCAAUAUUUUGAUUAACUUUAGGGAAAGAACAUUAUCAAAUGGGUUAUCUCCACCGUUGAUUCAUCAGACUUUGUUUCUGAACGACAAUUAUGAUGUUGUAUAUAAAUCAGAAAUUAGGGACGAUUAUGAUGGCAAUCAUUGUGAGUAUUUAAUUUAG
This is a messenger RNA of Spathaspora passalidarum NRRL Y-27907, 666 nucleotides long. RefSeq lists its product as uncharacterized. The record is from RefSeq and is a predicted model, not a curated record. Lineage: Eukaryota; Fungi; Ascomycota; Pichiomycetes; Serinales; Debaryomycetaceae. The transcript has a single exon. Bases 1 to 666 code for a protein of 221 amino acids.